Micropterus dolomieu (smallmouth bass) is the source of this 2119-nucleotide messenger RNA. RefSeq names its product elongin-A-like. The record is from RefSeq and is a predicted model, not a curated record. NCBI's taxonomy places the organism in Eukaryota, Metazoa, Chordata, Actinopteri, Centrarchiformes, Centrarchidae. The transcript is spliced from 3 exons. Bases 11 to 358 code for a protein of 115 amino acids.
GCAGGUUAAGAUGGCGUUUGUGAAUUCUGUCGCCAAGCCGCCGCGUGACGUUCGCCGUCGGCAGGAGAGGUUUGGCACCAGUAGUGGUUUGUCCACAGCCGCCUCCACCACCGCUGCAGCUCCCAUCAAAAUAAGGCCAGCUACCACAGACUAUUCUGGUGAAUCGAGCCACACCUUUUCUUCCCAACAUGACCCGUCUCCCGGCUCGUCUCGCUCCUCGGCACCAGGAGGGGGAGGGGGAGGGGGAGGGGGAGGGGGGGGAGUGCAUGCCGCCCGGGACAAGCCACAGGUCAAAAAAAUCGCCCCCAUGAUGGCCAAAACUAUCAAAGCUUUCAAGAACAGAUUCUCCCGCCGAUAGUGUGAAAGAGACUUGAAUGUAUUUUAUGAAUUCCAGCUGUAUUUUUAAUUUAAGUUUAAGAAAAUUUUACUGGAGAUCCCUUAUCCCUGUACGCACACACAUACACACACACACACCCACGCACACGCACACACACACGCACACAUACACCUUCAUCUUUACCCACCAAACAUCAUAUGAACUGAACUGUAAGUAUUGGUGGAAAAAUGGUUUUAUUUUAUUUAAGUGGUGGCACCUGUUUUGGGGGUCUUAAAAUAAGUAUUUAAAUCAUAAAGGAUGGUGAGUGUGACGUCUUUGUUAAGAACAUUAAGACACACACACACAAACAAACACACAGUCUGUUACUUUUCCUUGUUUUGCAGCAGACAUUUUUAAAGGAAUAGCUCUACCUUUUGGAAAAUACGCUUAUUGGCUUUCUUACUAAGAGUUUGAUACGAAGAUUGACACCACUCUCAUGUCUGUAUGCUUAGCUUAGCAUAGCAAAAUGAUUGGAAACAGCUAGCCUGGCUCUAUCCAAAGGUAACAAAAUUUUACCUACCAGCACCUCUUAAGCUCACUAAUUAACACGUUAUAUCUUGUUCGUUUAAAACAUACAAAAAACUUGUAGAAAAUGUGGACACCAGGAAGUUACUAGUCACAACCUAGAAAUAGCUUGCCACAUACAGUGACUCUGUAAAACGCUCAGUUGUCAUUUUUACAAAGAAAAGUACACUGUUUUAUACAUAUUAAACUAAUUUAGACAUACUGUGUUAAUGAGUGAGCUUGAGAUGUGCUGGUAGGUGAAUUUAGCUACCAUGCUAACUGUGUCCACCUGUUUCCAGUCUUCCAAGCUAAGCUAACCAGCUGCUAGCUGUAGCUACAUGAUUAGUGUACAGAGAAGACAUAGGACAGAAAGAAUGCUCAUUCAUUUAAUUUAAAGAAUAGUUGUUUGUCACUUUCCAUUACGAUCAAAUGAUACACUACAUGAGGAAAACUUUUUACACACUCUUGUUUUCUCUUUUAAUGGCAUGCAUGGUGCACGCCAACCAAGGCGUCAACUGGCUGGUUAAAGACUUGGCUUUUAAAAAAAACAAAUACACUUGCAUAUUUAAAGAGGUUUUCCUGGUGCGUUUUUAAUGUGUAGAGCUAAAAAUGAAAUCGGUGAAGUACGCGUACACAAACACACCUUAUUUUAACUCUCCUGUGGCUUCAGAUCAUGUUUUCCUGCUGUUGGAUGUGUGUGUCCCUGUUUAUAUCUGCUUCACUGUGACAAAUAUCUUGAGGGAGGAGGAAAAUUACAAUAAGGAAGGAAACUGAUAGGAUGCCUGCAGCUUUAGUCUACAACAAUGAGGAGAUGUAUUUAUUUUCAACACUGGGACCUGGCACCCCACAUCAUGGGCCUGAAUGGAAUUAGAUUAAAAAUUGUAAUUUUAUUAGAUUUUAAUAAAUGUUAUAUGGUCAUUUUUAUUAAAAUUGACUUUUUGCCCUUAAAAGUUUUUGUGUGGUGGUGUUUAUCAAGCAACACAAACAUCUUCUUUGUUUCUAUUAAACACGUGUGCCAACAGGAGAAGUCUUUACUUUCUCUCUAAAUCACUGAAAAAUGUUGGAUAAGUCUGUAGAGUAACAAGGAAAAGCUGUCACUAGACAAUGUGAGUGGAUUUUUUAAGUGUCCGUCUGUCCUGUAGGCAUUUUAAUAGUAUUAGUAUAUUGUUUACAUAAUGUUUUCCUUAAAUCAUGUAAUGUGGCAUUUAUUCCCAAUUAAACCAACAUUUUGUGUUUUGC